Otolemur garnettii (small-eared galago) is the source of this 5274-nucleotide messenger RNA. RefSeq names its product zinc finger RANBP2-type containing 1 (gene ZRANB1). Gene Ontology annotation, cellular component: cytoplasm; nucleus. The transcript is spliced from 10 exons. The record is from RefSeq and is a predicted model, not a curated record. Bases 375 to 1523 code for a protein of 382 amino acids. NCBI's taxonomy places the organism in Eukaryota, Metazoa, Chordata, Mammalia, Primates, Galagidae. Gene Ontology annotation, biological process: protein deubiquitination involved in ubiquitin-dependent protein catabolic process; protein K29-linked deubiquitination; positive regulation of Wnt signaling pathway. Gene Ontology annotation, molecular function: cysteine-type deubiquitinase activity; K63-linked polyubiquitin modification-dependent protein binding.
AGGAACUUGAAGUGGACUUCAAAAAACUAAAACAAAUUAAAAACAGGAUGAAAAAGACGGAUUGGCUAUUCCUCAAUGCUUGUGUGGGGUUCGUGAAAUUGUGCCAGCUGACUCCAGGUCCACCCUGACCCCCACAGCAUAAACCAUGCUGUGAUGUCACAGCUACCAUAGAACUCCAGGGUAGUGUUGAGCUGGCCCAUGUGAGCUCAGGGGUUGUAGAAGGUGAUUUAGCUGCCAUAGAAGCAUACAAGUCAUCAGGAGGAGAUAUUGCGCGUCAGCUCACUGCAGAUGAAGUGCGCCUGCUGAACCGCCCUUCUGCCUUUGAUGUAGGGUAUACUCUUGUACACUUGGCUAUACGUUUCCAGAGGCAAGAUAUGUUGGCAAUUUUGCUGACAGAGGUGUCUCAACAAGCAGCAAAGUGUAUUCCAGCAAUGGUGUGUCCUGAACUGACAGAACAAAUCCGGAGGGAAAUAGCUGCGUCUCUUCACCAGAGAAAGGGGGAUUUUGCUUGCUAUUUUCUAACUGACCUUGUAACAUUUACCUUGCCAGCAGAUAUUGAAGACUUACCUCCAACAGUCCAAGAAAAAUUAUUUGAUGAGGUGCUUGAUAGAGAUGUUCAAAAAGAAUUAGAAGAAGAAUCUCCAAUUAUUAAUUGGUCCCUGGAAUUGGCUACACGAUUGGACAGUCGACUAUAUGCCCUUUGGAACCGGACUGCAGGAGACUGCUUACUUGAUUCUGUACUACAAGCUACCUGGGGCAUUUAUGACAAGGACUCGGUGCUUCGGAAAGCCCUGCAUGACAGUCUUCAUGACUGUUCACAUUGGUUUUACACACGCUGGAAAGAUUGGGAAUCCUGGUAUUCUCAGAGCUUUGGUUUACAUUUUUCCUUGAGAGAGGAGCAGUGGCAAGAAGACUGGGCAUUUAUACUCUCACUUGCUAGUCAGCCUGGAGCAAGUUUGGAACAGACACACAUUUUUGUACUUGCACAUAUUCUUAGACGACCAAUUAUAGUUUAUGGAGUAAAAUACUAUAAGAGUUUCCGGGGAGAAACUUUAGGAUAUACUCGGUUUCAAGGUGUUUAUUUGCCUUUAUUGUGGGAACAGAGUUUUUGUUGGAAAAGUCCAAUUGCUCUGGGUUAUACAAGGGGCCACUUCUCUGCUUUGGUUGCUAUGGAAAAUGAUGGCUAUGGCAAUCGAGGUGCUGGUGCUAACCUGAACACCGAUGAUGAUGUCACUAUCACGUUUUUGCCUCUGGUUGACAGUGAGAGGAAGUUACUCCAUGUGCACUUUCUUUCUGCCCAGGAGCUAGGGAAUGAAGAACAGCAAGAAAAACUGCUCAGGGAGUGGCUGGAUUGCUGUGUGACUGAGGGGGGUGUUCUGGUUGCCAUGCAGAAAAGCUCUAGGCGGCGGAAUCACCCCCUGGUCACCCAAAUGGUGGAAAAAUGGCUUGACCGCUACCGACAGAUCCGGCCUUGUACAUCCCUGUCUGAUGGAGAGGAAGAUGAAGAUGAAGAAGAUGAAUGAAAAAAAUCAACAGCAGAAGACCAAGGCAUUGGAUCUGUGAUGACCCCAAAGUGUGGUGCUCCAAGCAGAGUAUGCAGCAUGGAAUGAACCAAAACUGGCAAUGUCUGCUCGGAGAUGUUUGCCUGAUCCACACCAAUGGAGACGGUGCAUCUGAUGCACGAGGAGACAGAGAACUUUGGUUGGACUUCAGUUUGUAAAAAACUAAUUUUAUUAAGACAGAACUUUUUUUCUUUCAAAUUGUAAAUCUGUCUAUAAAUGUAACGCAUGUGGUUGUGUAAGAAAUUGUGUAAUAGGAAAAGUUGUACCAGCAUCUUCAUAUUAUUGAGAAAUUUUUUUCCAGCAUGGGCACUUACAAAAAGCACAUGGCAGUGAUUCUUUGUUCCUUUGAGAUAUUCUUUUUUCAGUAGAACCUGGCAUUCUACUUUCACGUUAAAAGAUUCAUUUAACAUUAAGUCUCAGAAAUCUGGAAACGUUUUUGUAUAAAUUAUCCACAGCAAAACAUAAAAAUAAAUAAGCUUUUAUUUUAAAUAAUUUAGUUCCUGUUGUGCCCAAUGAAAUAAAAUCAAAUCUUUGAGGAACAAAACUGUAAGAAAAGCUAAGAAUUUUUUUAUUGAGUGAACUUCAUAUAGACAUCGGUUUCCUUGUUUGAAGAGGGUUUUGGUUUCUAUUAUUUUGUCUAGUUUUCUGAUAUAUCCCUUUUCAGUAUUUAGGUAUUUGUUUGGAAGAGUACCCGACUCUGGGCAGUGGUCUGUUUAAGAGUAGUGAGUAGUCAUUCCCCAGAUGGGAAGGGAGCAGAUCACGUCUCACUACACAAUUGUGUGAAAUUUGCUCACUUGGCCUCCACUGACAGUGUUCUGCCCACAUUGCCACGCAGAGGGGCUUUGGGACCUUCCAUCACCACCUCUGCUCUGAGCGAAUCUUGUGAGGACGGCAUGGCUUUGCUCAGGCAGACUGGGACUACCAGUUUAGUACAGGAUAAAGAUUUGAAAACUGCAAUAAGGUGGUAAAUGCAUUGUAUGAUGAAUUUUGCAUGUUGGUUAAUUGUAGCCAUUAUUAUUAUUUAAAGUUAAAACUACAGUCUUAGGCAGAAUUUUUUUUUAAAAGUUAGUUGACCAUUUCAGGUAUACGUUGAGUACUGGGCAAAAAAUUUCAGACUUAGUGUCCUGAUAAGCACUUUCUUAACUAUUGAUAGGGCAGUGAAUUUGGAAAGAAGCCCAAUCUAUAUGGACACAGCAACACAUGAAUUUUUCCUUCCCUGUGAAGAAAAGGCUGUGAAAACCUUGUUUGCUUCUGGUUUUAUGUUUAGUUAUUGGAAUGUCUGUAACCUCAAAUUUGAUGCCAGAAUACUAAAAACAGACAAAUACCCACUAGGUGUAAUAUCUUCAGUUCUUAUCCCCUUCUCUGAACACUCAGUAAAAAUUGUUCCCAGAAAAGAAUUUUUGCUGCAUGCUAAAAGUCGAAAAUAUUUUGUGGUAUGAUUCCACCACAAGUGAAUUUUGAUAUAAUGGUAAAUGUUAAUGUUCUAAGUGGUUAAUGUUUUCUUUCAUUUUGGUCAGUAGUUAAUAAUCAUAGUUCUUAGAAGGCCACCAUUCUGAAUGCUGGGCAUCAUCUGUAGGAACUUUCUCCGUGGCUUGGGAUCUGUAGGGGGCAGAGAUCCUGUUCUCUAGAUGCCUGUGAAGUAAAAUCUGCCCUCUCAAUUGAAGAAGCCAGAGAAAUAGAGGGAGAACAUCUGGUCACUGUAGUCAGCACUACAGUUGAUGCUCAGAAUUACAGGCUCAGUAUUUAGUUUCUUCCUGUGUGUUGGUCUGGUGAGUGUCGUUUCCACCCAGUUCCCUCUUUAUUUAUUUAUUUAUUAUCAGUGACCCUGACCGCAUAUAGUUUUGAUAGGUACAGUAUUCUUCCCUGUGGGAAAGAAUGUAUAGAUGGUUCCAUUUCCUAAGCUACAAACAGGAAUGGGGCUUUAAAUGGUUUUCAUAGUAGAUUGGCUGUUAAAGGCCAAAUUUUUGGUAAAUCAUUGCUAUAUUAAGCUCUUGAACUAUUAAACAGCCAUAAUUAUCAUCCCAAGAUAGACUACACCAUCCUUUGUUGAAGAUUAUACAUGGCUGGGUGAUAGGCAUGAAUGUCUUUUGAUUGACUUAGUAAUAACUGUAUGGACUUUAUGGUUGUUUUUCUGGGGUGAAGAGAGUGUGUGGUGUUUUUUGUUCUGACCUGUUUUUUCCUUGGAGUAAAUUUAUAUAUAUACACAUAUAUAUAUGAUCAUUUCCCAAAGACCGUUUGGGCAACCAAGAUCUAAUUAAACAAGACCCAGGUGGACCAUGUAUUCAGACCUGCCUUUUUAUGUUUUUGACUCUUAGGUUCAUCGUAUCCCAGAAUGAAUAUAUGUGAAGGUUAAGAUACCCCGUGUGUACUAAGCCUCCUUCCCACGCAUAGUUCAUGGUUAUGAAGAUAUGUUAAAUCACUCCUUUGCUGUCUGAAGUAAUAGGUCAGUAAACUGUGUGCUCCAUGGGAAGUUUUUUAAUGUAAGUUUUCAUGGCAGAGUUGGGAUGGGACCAAUACCUUAAAAUAAGGGAGGAAUUAAGGCCAGGCAGGCUGAAUGCUUUAGGACACCAUGGUUUCUUUUUAAUAGGAAGAGAAGGGCCCAAAAGGAGUUUGAUAUUUGGAACUGCUGGACUUAACCGACAAAGGGUUUAAUGGUAUUUGAAAAGGAAGAUCCAUUAAAUCAACAUAAAGUUCUUAACCUAUGGAAAUGGCUGCUGUUAAUUAUUUUUCAAUAUUUUGUAAAUAUCACAAUUGUUAGAGUCACUUUUCUUCCUUGAGCCAGCCAAUUUUGCUUUGGGGGUAAAUUAAAAUCAAAACACAAGCACCUUUGUUUCUUGAAUUGACCCACUUUUCAUCUUAAGGAUGAGAUGAUUUAUAGUGACAGACUUGGACUUGUAUGAAGUUUGAUUUUCAAUUAAACUAUCACAUGAGGUAAUUGUCAGCUUUCUUGAGUCUGGUCAUGGAUUAGGCAGAUACAACCCUGGAAUAACAAGAGUUGGAAAUUGGCUAAUUGACAAUGCAGCUGCCUUUAAACAUCUCAAGUAGAGGACUUUUUACACUGGUGAGAUGUAUUUGAAUUUCAGAACUUAACAGAAAUUUUAAUUACUUUUUAUUGAAAACUGCACUGAAUGCUAAAUGUCCACCUUUACAAUAAACAAAUACAGUAACGGUAACUCACACUAAAACAAAACAUACUUCUGAUAGCCAUUAUUUUUCUGUUUGGGACAGUUUUAAAGUUUUUUUUUGUCACAAAAACAGGAAUGUACCUAUACAAAGGCUCAAAAUAGGCCAUCUUUUUAAACAAAAAGGCAAUGAUUCACAAAAGACUAUGAAUAGAACAUGUAACUAGUUGAAGAUACAAAUCUAAUAGGAUUUGUUAAAAUCAGUCACAUCUAAUACAUCUGAAGUGUUCUUGUAUAAAAUAUCACGUGAAGAAAAGAAGACUUUAUCAAUGUCUAAAAAAGUGGGUUUGUUCAUAGACAAUCUGACAAGUUACCAUAAAAAGUGUUUCCUGAGACAUAAGGAAAUGCAACAUUAUUCUUCUUGAACACUUUUAGUUCAAGACUUUCCACUCAAUAAAAUAGCUGAGGAUCUGAAACUGAGAAAAUAUAUUUGAGUACAAACAGCUUGUGAAACUUAAUACUUUUUUUUUUUUUUUUUGCAUCAUCAGGGUAUUACUGAACUUACAGCCAACUUGCCCGCUCAGUAUGCA